Molecule: messenger RNA, 3927 nt
Organism: Alligator mississippiensis (American alligator)
Lineage: Eukaryota; Metazoa; Chordata; Crocodylia; Alligatoridae
Gene: MAP3K12
Product: mitogen-activated protein kinase kinase kinase 12
Exons: 14
Coding region: 317-2968 (883 amino acids)
Biological process (GO): protein autophosphorylation; JNK cascade
Molecular function (GO): JUN kinase kinase kinase activity; ATP binding
Source: RefSeq, a predicted model, not a curated record
GGAUGGAUGGAUAGAUAAGGGGAUGGGUAGAUAGACAGAUGGAUGGAGGAGCAGGAAGGAGGGCUGGGGCUACGUAGGGAAGAGCGAUGGGCAGCUAGGCAAAGAAACCUGGAUGGACAGAUGGACGCGUGAGGGUCCAGGGGGGUGCACGGCUAGCUCGGGAGGCAGCUGAGCAGACAGACAGAGGGACGGACCGGCAGGCUCCGGGGCAGGGGCUAGUAGCCCCCAGGAGGCCUGUGCCCGGCCACGCCGCAGAGGAGGCCCCUCACCUCCCGCUGCACCCCCCCGAGGGGGGCCCCGAUGCCCUGCGCCCGCCAUGGCCUGCCUGCACGAGACGAGGACGCCGUCGCCCUUGCUGGGCGCGGGGCUGGGUGCGGCAGCAGCCAGCACGCCGGAGGAGCAGGAACUGACGCCCACGCAGUGCGUACUGCGCGACGUGGUGCCCAUGCAGGGCGGCGGGCACAGCCCCACACCCAGCGACGACGCCCGCCAGCCCUUCGCCAACAGCGUCCUGGCCCUGCACGAGGCUGAUGGCGGUGCCGGGGUCGGCAGCCCCAAUGGGCGCCAGGGCCGGGCCCAGGCCGACCAGAUGCGGCUGCACUGCCAGGCUGGCGGCGGGUUCCUCGAGGGACUCUUCGGCUGCCUCAAGCCCGUCUGGACCAUGAUCGGCAAGGCCUACGCCACCGAGCACAAGCAGCCCCAGGAGGACCCGUGGGAGGUGCCCUUCGAGGAGAUCCUGGACCUGCAGUGGGUGGGCUCCGGGGCACAGGGCGCCGUUUUCCUGGGCCGCUUCCACGGCGAGGAGGUGGCCGUCAAGAAGGUGCGAGACCUCAAGGAGACCGACAUCAAGCACCUGCGCAAGCUCAAGCACCCCAACAUCAUCACCUUCAAGGGUGUAUGCACGCAGGCGCCCUGCUACUGCAUCAUCAUGGAGUUCUGCGCCCAGGGGCAGCUGUACGAGGUGCUGCGGGCCGGGCGCAAGGUCACGCCCUCGUUGCUGGUUGACUGGUCCAUGGGCAUCGCCGGUGGCAUGAACUACCUGCACCUGCACAAGAUCAUCCACCGCGACCUCAAGUCCCCAAACAUGCUGAUCACCUACGACGAUGUGGUGAAGAUCUCGGACUUCGGCACCUCCAAGGAGCUGAGCGACAAGAGCACCAAGAUGUCCUUCGCCGGCACCGUGGCCUGGAUGGCGCCCGAGGUCAUCCGCAACGAGCCCGUCUCUGAGAAGGUUGACAUCUGGUCCUUCGGGGUGGUGCUGUGGGAGCUGCUGACGGGCGAGAUCCCCUACAAGGACGUGGACUCCUCGGCCAUCAUCUGGGGCGUGGGCAGCAACAGCCUCCACCUUCCUGUACCCACCGGCUGCCCCGACGGCUUCAAGAUCCUUCUGCGCCAGUGCUGGAACAGCAAGCCCCGGAACCGGCCGUCCUUCCGGCAGAUCCUGCUGCACCUGGACAUCGCCUCCGCCGACGUCCUCUCCACCCCCCAGGAGACCUACUUUAAGUCCCAGGCGGAGUGGCGGGAGGAGGUGAAGCUGCACUUCGAGAAGAUCAAGUCGGAGGGGACGUGUCUGCACCGGCUGGAGGAGGAGCUCAUCAACCGGCGCCGCGAGGAGCUCCGGCACGCGCUGGACAUCAGGGAGCACUAUGAGCGCAAGCUGGAGCGAGCCAACAACCUGUACAUGGAGCUCAACGCCCUCAUGCUGCAGCUCGAGCUUAAGGAGAAGGAGCUGCUCCGGCGGGAGCAGGCGCUGGAGAAGAAGUACCCAGGGCUGUUCAAGCCUCACGCACCGCGCGGGCUGCUGCAUGGCAACACCGUGGAGAAGCUCAUCAAGAAGCGCAACGUGCCCCAGAAGCUGUCGCCCCACAGCAAGAGGCCGGACAUCCUGAAGACGGAGGUGCUGCUGCCCAAGCUCGAUGCAGCCAUGGCCCAGGUCUCGCUGCCCAGCUGCGCCAAGGGCCCUACGUCGCCGGGCCGCAGCCGGCGCGCCAAGCCCCGCUACCGGAAGGCCAAUGCCAAGGGCAGCUGCGGGGAGCUGGUUGGGCCCCCCCCGAGCACACCAGCCUGCCCGGAGCCUGGAGCGCCGAGCCGGGGGCACCUGGAGCCCUGCGCGGCACUGCGGGGGCUGCAGCACGACCUGCUGCUGCGCAAGAUGUCGUCGUCCAGCCCCGACCUCAUCAGUACCACGCUGGAGGCCGAGGCCCGCAAGGGCGCUGCACCCCCAGGCCCCGAGUCGCCUCCGGCCGAGCAGCCACGCAGCGAUACGCCCAGCGAGGACACGGCCUCCGUGCCCUGUUCCAGCAGCCCCGACUCACCCUCGACUCGCACGGGCGCAGCCGGACCCCCUGCCCGGGCACCCCCUCCCGGGCUCCUGGGCCUGGCACCACGGCCGUCCCCGGGCCCCGAGGAGGAGGCGGCUGCAAGCAGGGGGGGGCGGGCACCAGCCGCGCAGCCCCAGCAUCUGACGCCGGCCGCCCUGCUGUACCGUGCUGCCGUCACCCGCGGCCAGAAACGCGGGGUGUCGUCAGAGGAAGAGGAGGGCGAGGUGGACAGCGAGGUGGAGCUGCCUCUUAGGCAGAGGUGGCCGCAGGGCCGGAGCAAGCGGCCCUCGCUGUCAACCUUCAGCUCAGAGAACUGCUCAGACGGGGAUGGGGACGAGGGCCCGGGCAGCGCCAGCGAGGCCUCGCCCAGCGCGACACCCGACGUGGGCAGCACCAACACGGACGAGCGGGCGGACGACCGCUCCGACGACCUGCUGUCCCAGGGCUCCGAGCUGCCCCUCGACCUGCCCCUGGGCCUGUCUGACGGGCUGUCCGAGAAGGAGGCUGCUGUCCGCCACGUCCGCAGCCAGCUCGGCGCCACCGAGGUGCUGGAUGGGGAUGCGGGCGAGGACUCAGACUGCGACAGCGCGGAGCUGGACCACUCGGGCAGCGGCGAGGCGCACAGAGCAGGCGCCCCCGGCUCGUGAUCCUCCUCCCCCCUCACACUGCUGUACAGACCCCCCCCAAAUAUUUAUAUACAUCCUCUAUAAAGCUCUAUAUAAAGCUCUAUCACGCAGCAGCGCCCCCCCCAAUCACUCCCCUGCGCCCAACGGGUCCUUCCCCAGCCAGGAUUUUUGGGGAGGGGAGUACAGGGGGGGCAGUGGGGUUCAGUCCGUGUGUGCAGCACCCACCCACCCAGGCCAGGGCAGCAUCUGGGACCAAGGGGGCUGUGUUCCUCCUCACCCCCACCCUUAACCUUUCGAGGGGUGGUGGUCAGCCCAUCUGAGCCAUGCGAGCCCCUGCUGGACCCCUCCCCGGUCAGAGCCAAACCUCUGUGCCCACCCCCCAAAGCACUGCACUUUUCAGUUGUAAUUUAUUUCUGAUGAAUGAUACAUUGCACUCGUGGGCAGGGGGCUGCUUCCAUGCCCCCCCAUCAGGUGAAAGCUGCUGGGGAGCAGGGCACUGGGGACAGCUUUGCCCCCCUCACCUUGCAUUGAGUUUGUGGGGAAGGGUCACUGCAGACAGGACCAGAAGGGCCAGAGUCCUGGCCCCCCUUCAGACUGCCCCUUGAAAGUGUAGCUGUGCCCCCCCCUCCCCCAGGACCAUCAUACCCCAGUGCCCCAGACUGGCAGCACUGGACUCACCAGCACCAAAGCACCCCCUCCCCCUUCUUAUAGCAUGGCCCCCCCCACUGUUGCCCCCAGGAAACCAGGCACAGAGGAUGCCCCCCCACCCCCAUGCCCUUCUUCCUGUGGACUGGGUGGCCACUUCGGCUCUGGGGCCAAGCCAUACCUCGCAGCAGCCAGGCUGGGCCCCCUGCCUCCCAUCCCCUGUGGCACAGCCACAGCUGUACUAUAGCCCAUGUCUGUAGUCCGUCUGUCUGGGUGUCACACUGCUAGCGCGUCCCCACACGCAGGGUUCGAUUAAAGACCGUUUUGUAUGGAAA